Molecule: messenger RNA, 1066 nt
Organism: Limulus polyphemus (Atlantic horseshoe crab)
Lineage: Eukaryota; Metazoa; Arthropoda; Merostomata; Xiphosura; Limulidae
Product: tRNA pseudouridine synthase A, mitochondrial-like
Exons: 7
Coding region: 353-1051 (232 amino acids)
Biological process (GO): tRNA pseudouridine synthesis; mRNA pseudouridine synthesis
Cellular component (GO): nucleus
Molecular function (GO): pseudouridine synthase activity; RNA binding
Source: RefSeq, a predicted model, not a curated record
AAGGGAACCACACUAAGUUACAGAGGACGUAGGCCUAGAAAUGAUUGAGUACUCUACUUUUAAGUUUUAAUUAGUUUUUGCUGGUAAUACGCUUUCUUAACGUGAAAUUAAAACAAUAACGAGCUAGGUUUUUCCGAAGAUAUUUAUUUUUAAAAGUGUUUAUGACGACUGUGCGAGUGUUGUUAAAGGUUUUUCCAAUUUUGAUUUUAGGUAAGAAUUCUGUAUUACGAAUUCAAAUUCAAGGGUAAGAGGUCAAACUACAGGUUCCAAAAACUUCCUUCAAACAGUUAGAACAGUGGGAAAAAAGAAGAGGAUAUCUAAUAUUCAGACAUUUCAUUCAAUCAUUGCUGCAAUGAAUCAAGGUGAAUUUGGAAAAGGGGAAAAGCGAUGUAGUGCUGGAGAUGAAGAAACUCUAACAUUAGAGAUUACAAAGAAACCCAAGUUAGAAAAUGAGGACUUUCUCAAGGAUAUUACUGUGGAUGAGCAACACAAGUCAGAAGACCUGUCAUCUGAGAGUCCCAAACAACGUUUUAAGAAGAUGGCUGUAUUGUUGUCCUACUCUGGAAAGGGGUAUUUGGGAAUGCAAAGAAACCCAGGAGUUAAAACUAUUGAAGAAGACCUGUUUCAAGCGAUGUAUAAAACAGGGCUUAUACUUCAAGCACACAUAGAUAGACCACAACAGAUUAAUUUUCAACGAGCAGCUCGCACAGAUAAAGGUGUGUCUGCUGUGAGACAGAUUGUCUCUCUUAAGCUGCCAGUGACCGAGAAACCUGAUGGGAUUGUAGAAAAGAUUAACAACCAUUUACCUCCACAGAUACGUGUUAUAAGUAUCAAGAGAACAACCAAAGGGUUUAACUCGAAGAUUAGCUGCGAUGCUAGGACAUAUGCUUACAUGUUGCCCACUUUUGCUUUCACACCACCUGAAGUCCUUACAAAAGAAGAUUACACUAUUCCAAGUGAGAAUAUAAAAAAAUUAAAUGACUUGCUAGCAUUAUAUAAAGGAACUCACAAUUACCAUAACUUCACCUCUGGAAGUGUGAAGCACAGAUGAGAGGUAAACAACAGC